Molecule: messenger RNA, 3387 nt
Organism: Aureobasidium namibiae CBS 147.97
Lineage: Eukaryota; Fungi; Ascomycota; Dothideomycetes; Dothideales; Saccotheciaceae
Exons: 6
Coding region: 1-3387 (1128 amino acids)
Molecular function (GO): metal ion binding
Source: RefSeq, a predicted model, not a curated record
AUGGCUACUCCUUCUAAAUCUCGACCGGUCUUCGAUGAAGACGAUGACACCGACUCGGUCAACACAGACAGCACCAUCGAGAGUGACUUGGAAGCAGAGUACAGCGUCGAGAAGCGUGAGAUCGACGCUGGUCAUGCUAAACCUUUCAAAGUUGCCACUUACGAAGCUGCCCUCAGACGCGAUGAAGAGCAACGCGAACGUCGAUAUGCCAAACGCGCAGAGAAGCGCCGUCUGAGAAAAUCUCGAGGACCGACCCCUCGUCGUCGCCUGCUUACUAAAAAGGAACUGACCAAGAAAGGAACUGCAAGAAAGGCACCAACCCGUGAUGCAACUAGCACCUCUUCUUCUGCAACCGGGAACUCGCCCAGAGAACAGACCACAUCGCUCUUCGAGCCGUCUGGUCCUAGUAAACCUAUUGGCCUGAAACGUAAGAGGCUCUCGUCCAACGCACGCUCAACAUCCCCAGUGCUGUCGGUAGACGAUGUCGCGAACUCACAAUAUUCUGUUUUCAACGAGCACACAGAAAGUCCACGCAAGUUACCAUCGUCACAUUCAACGACUGUGCCGAAAAGGCCUCGUGUGGAUGAUCCCUCGGCGGGAAAAGCAGCAACAAAGCAAAAAUCAGGUGCAGCAACGACUGUGGUCACAUCUAGACCAAAAUCAUCAAAUGCGUCAAGCGUUCAGAAGAAGUCCCAACUAAAUGGAGAAGUCAGCCAAGCUGCCGAAUCCAAGGAACAAGGCACCGAGCGUGCGCGUAAGGAAGCUAUGAGCGGCUCCUCAGAUCCUCAGACAACUAAGCUGGCCAAACCACCCACGGCAGCAGGUGUAUCUAAGGUGCCGGUCGAGCUCGCCUCACGUCGUGCUUCGGACGUGAUAGCCAAACCGACCGAGUCGACUGAUGGCCUCAAGAACAAACAGGCGACCGCAACAAACACCGACAAGAGUCAGACGGCAGUGAGUAAAGAUCGACCAGAGCCUGCAGCUUCUAGUGUUGCCAAAACCGUGCCCAAACCUGUAGUCAAACCUGCUGGACCAUCUCGGAGACCCAUAAGUAUGUUCAUUGAACCAAAGGCCAAGCCCAGACAGCGUCCACGAGUCAACGAAUACACGCUCAAAGAUUUGACUGAUCCUCAAUUUGUCAACCUAUCUAUGCAGAGACGGAUGCAGCUUUACAGCCAUAACGAACCGCCGCCUGAUCCAAAUGCUCUAACAUUCAUCGAUCCGAAUACCGGAAAGGCCGUAAAUAACACAGAUGGCACAUCGUCUGCGUCGACCGCUUUGCGACUAGACACCAAUGUGGCAAGCACUUCCGAGACAGAACGUUCAGCAGUUCUGAGAUCCGCGCCUGCCUUAGAGAGUCGUUCUGCCUCGACGUCUGGGUCUCAUCGUGAGGCUCCCCAAGGACGCCACACAACCGCAACGCCCUGGUCGGCACAAGGGACUGAACCAAGAUUCGCAUACCCGUCGGCCAGACCUCACGUGCCUCACAUACCCAGAAAACAAAUAGCAUGUCGAUUCUGGAUGAAAGGCACGUGUAAUCGCAGCGACGAAGGGUGCUACAAUGCACACACCUGGACUGGGCAGUUGGCUCCCAAGAGCGCUUCUACGUGCAAGUUCUGGGCAAAUGGUAAAUGCACAUACUCUGACGAGGAGUGUGAGUACUAUCACAGCUACGAUUUUCCGCGAAACGCCGAUGCAGCCAGACAAGAGGGCCUUGAGGAUGUCAACGGCUUUCACGCUAUGCAACAGGCAAGACAUCGCUCAGAAAGUCCCGACCGUUAUGGGUUGCGUCAGGACGAAGCGGAAGUGCGCCGUGGCAGAGCGGAUCAACUAAGGUCUCGUCCGGAUGAACGAACUCCAAUCCAGUCACCCUCUCUAACGUCAACUACAUCGUUUGAACCUAGAAGAGAUCUUCACACGGGACACACUACCAUGGCAGGGUUGGCUGAUGAGCCGCCCUCUGACGUGGCCCAUACGCUCACCUCCACUACUGUAAAGCCAGACAUGUCGAACGAGAUGGAUACUGGUAAUCCUGUCGAUAUCUGCCUUGGCAUCAAACCUACCUCUCAACCUACCUGCACCAUGGAUGUGAAGUUAGUCUUCGAUACUAGGGCAAGCCGGAUCAAGUUUCUUGAUGUAGUUGGCGAGAAAUCUUCUCUUGAAAGCUCCGAGAUCUGCCGCUCGCGUGACUUCGAAUCAUAUUGGUUUUCUAAAGAGAACGCAUGGGCCUCAGGCGGUGUUGUGUACACUCCAGGAGACACUGUGGCCGCUUACCUCGAGGACUUUUUGGUUUUACAAUCUUCCUGUUUUGCCAUUCGAAACGACAAAUUCAUCUUUGUUGUAUACUCAACCCAGAACCCGGACUGGAAGUUUAUGCCUCAUCGUGGCCCUGAUAGAUCUGGCCUACGCUGGUAUCUUCAAGCAGCGCCUAACAAAAGCUCGUUCAUCUCAAUGUGUUACGAACACUUGGAAUUAAAUCCUGAAAUUUUGUUUGCUGGGAACAGAGGCAAACACGCUGGAAAAGUUGUGUAUCUAGCCUUUCCCAGAGGAACGCCAGAGACCAAGCUUGUUGAAGUUUUCCUGAAUGAAGUAGGCGCAAAGUUUGUCUACUCAGAAGACUGCGACCUAUGGACUCAGGUCGUCCUGUUCCACCCUUCGAUGAACGCUUUUUGGAAAAUACCUGAGUUCUGGAAUGUCGGUGUGUCGAAGUCUAUCAAACUUCGUCCCGAUUCGCCCAUCAAGUACAACUGCACCCGCCUAUUCCCGAGUGGCACACUGACACUCGUCACGGACGAUGUCUUCAAGCACGACCCCGCCCAUGCCCUUCAAGUGUUGAAAAUCUAUGAGGGCUACAAGAUGAAGCCUGAGGGUGGACGAACCGACCGUAUCUACUGCCGACCUGGUAUCUUGGCAUGGCUUGCUGAGCUGAUUGACGAAGAGCGAGAGACGGGCAACCUUGCCGAAGAUUCUCCUCGAGUCAAAUGCUGGCAGCUAGUCUGCGAAUUGCUGGGCACUCCUGUGGCCGACAACAGCCGCAAUCCGUUCCGCUCAGACAUGAAACCACCUGCUAUGCUAUACUCACCCCCGAAGAGCGAGAUGCCCGAGUACGGACCUCUGUGGGACGGUAGUGAAGAGGAAGCCACUGAUUAUCUAGUCAACUGGUUUGCAGGCCAUGCCAUCGAGGAGUGCGAGAACUACCGCCGCUUCAACGUGCUAUACGAGCAUCACGGUGCGCUGUCCGCUCAGACACCUGGCCUCAUUCAUUCCGAAAACCCCAAGGAUCCAAAGGAGUGGAUGAAGAAAUACACGCACAUCAAGAUCACUACACCGGCCAGAUUCAUUGUGCAAGUCGAAAACUACGAGAAGUCGAAGCUUGCACAUCGUUGA